Molecule: messenger RNA, 6534 nt
Organism: Mirounga angustirostris (Northern elephant seal)
Lineage: Eukaryota; Metazoa; Chordata; Mammalia; Carnivora; Phocidae
Gene: SFMBT1
Product: Scm like with four mbt domains 1
Exons: 23
Coding region: 587-3193 (868 amino acids)
Biological process (GO): negative regulation of DNA-templated transcription
Cellular component (GO): nucleus
Molecular function (GO): transcription corepressor activity; chromatin binding; histone binding
Source: RefSeq, a predicted model, not a curated record
GGUGGAGGGGGGCGGGGAGAGCUGCCGGCCGCCCCGCUCCGCCGAGCCCAGCAGGAAGGAGGGCGCGAGCGGCCGAGCGCGGGUGGCGCGAGCGGAAAAAGCGCCCGCGCGGGGAAGCGAAAAGAAGGAAAGAAAGAAAGAAGACGAGCGCGACAAGGGGAAAAGCCAGCGAUCGAGCGAGGGCGCGCGCGAAAACUCCCGGCAGGUGUGCUAAUGGUGUUGUGAUUAUAUAGGAGAAUGCCCGUAUUCCUGGGGGACAGCAGCUGAAGAGUUUAGAGAGAGAGAGACAGCGAGAGAGGGAACACAAGCAGGGGGAGUGGGAGAGGGAGCGGCAGGCUUCCCGCCGAGCAGGGAGCCCGAUGCGGGGCUCGAUCCCAGGACCCUGGAAUCAUGACCCGAGCCGAAGGCAGACGCUUAACGACUGAGCCACCCAGGCGCCCUUAAGUGAUUUUUAUUGAGCACUUUCAUUUGGACCCUUGGAUGCCCAUUGAGCAAAUGCUUGAGACCUGCAAGUAAUCUUCAGAUCAUAGCAGAACUGUAAGGCCUGCCCUUUGCGUGGGGAGGAGACAGCUCAUGUUCUGUGGAAAUGAACGGGGAGCAGCAGCUUGAUGCAGAUGCUGGAUCUGGUGUGGAAGAAGUGGAAUUAAGCUGGGAAGAUUAUCUAGAAGAGACAGGGUCCACUGCAGUUCCCUAUGGAUCUUUUAAACAUGUGGAUACACGUUUGCAAAAUGGAUUUGCUCCUGGGAUGAAGCUGGAGGUGGCUGUGAAAACAGACCCUGAAUCCUACUGGGUUGCCACCAUCAUCACCACAUGUGAGCAGUUGCUGCUGCUUCGCUACGAAGGGUACGGCCAGGACCGGAGGGCCGACUUCUGGUGUGACAUCAGGAAGGCCGGCCUCUACCCGAUCGGGUGGUGUGAGCAGAAUAAGAAGACCCUUGAAGCCCCGGAAGGCAUCAGAGAUAAAGUGUCUGAUUGGGAUGAGUUUCUGCGGCAGACCCUGAUGGGAGCAUGUAGCCCUCCUGUUCCGCUGCUAGAAGGCCUCCGCAACGGGAGGAAUCCUUUAGAUCUCAUUGCUCCAGGCUCCAGGCUAGAAUGUCAAGCUUUCCGGGACUCAUUAAGCACUUGGAUUGUUACUGUAGUAGAAAACAUUGGGGGAAGGCUGAAGCUGCGUUAUGAAGGACUUGAAAGUUCUGACAAUUUUGAGCAUUGGUUGUAUUACUUGGAUCCGUUUCUUCAUCACGUUGGUUGGGCUGCUCAACAAGGAUAUGAGCUUCAGCCCCCAUUAGCCAUCCGGCAUCUGAAAAGUGAAGCUGAGUGGCAAGAGAUCCUGGCCAAAGUGAAAGAGGAGGAGGAAGAGCCAUUGCCGUCAUACUUAUUUAAGGACAAACAAGUGAUUAGCACUCACUCAUUCUCUGUAAAUAUGAAGUUGGAAGCUGUGGACCCCUGGUCUCCUUUUGGGAUCUCUCCUGCUACAGUUGUUAAGGUUUUUGAUGAGAAGUACUUCCUGGUGGAAAUGGAUGAUUUGCGACCAGAGAAUCAUGCACGGCGAUCUUUUGUGUGCCAUGCUGACAGUCCUGGUAUUUUCCCCGUGCAGUGGAGUCUGAAGAAUGGUUUACACAUCAGCCCCCCUCCUGGCUACCCGGGCCAGGACUUUGAUUGGGCCGACUACCUCAAACAGUGUGGUGCUGAAGCUGCUCCCCAGAGGUGCUUUCCUCCGUCCAUUUCUGAGCAUGAAUUUAAGGAGAAUAUGAAGCUUGAGGCAGUGAACCCUCUUCUCCCCGAAGAAGUAUGCGUUGCCACCAUUACUGCACUGAGGGGCUCCUACCUGUGGCUCCAGCUGGAGGGUUCUAAGAAGCCCAUACCGGAAUGUAUUGUGAGUGUGGAAUCCAUGGAUAUAUUUCCUUUGGGCUGGUGUGAAACCAAUGGCCAUCCCCUCAGCACCCCUCGCCGAGCACGAGUACACAAACAGAGGAAAAUUGCAGUGGUUCAACCAGAAAAACAACCCAGAAUACCAUCCUCCAGGACUGUCCAUGAGGGCCUGAAGAAUCAGGAGCUGAACUCCACAGACUCAGUUAUGAUUAAUGGAAAAUAUUGCUGUCCAAAGAUAUAUUUCAACCACCGUUGCUUCUCAGGGCCAUAUCUUAACAAAGGAAGAAUUGCUGAGCUGCCUCAAUGUGUAGGACCUGGGAACUGUGUUCUGGUCCUUAGAGAGGUCCUCACUUUACUUAUCAAUGCAGCCUAUAAACCCAGUCGUGUCCUUCGGGAGCUGCAACUGGACAAAGACUCCGUGUGGCAUGGAUGUGGGGAGGUCCUGAAAGCCAAAUACAAAGGAAAGAGUUACCGGGCUACUGUUGAGGUAGUGAAGACAGCAGAUCGCGUCACUGAGUUCUGCCGGCAAACCUGCAUCAAACUGGAGUGCUGUCCUAAUCUCUUUGGCCCGAGGAUGGUUCUGGACAAGUGCUCGGAGAACUGCUCUGUGCUUACAAAGACCAAAUACACACACUAUUAUGGAAAGAAGAAAAAUAAAAGAAUUGGGAGGCCACCUGGUGGGCAUAGCAACUUAGCAUGUGCCCUGAAAAAAGCCAGUAAGAGGAGGAAGAGGCGGAAAAAUGUCUUUGUCCAUAAGAAGAAACGCUCCUCGGCAUCUGUUGAUAACACUCCAGCAGGCUCGCCCCAGGGAAGUGGGGGUGAAGAUGAGGAUGACCCAGAUGAAGGGGAUGACGAUUCCCUGAGUGAGGGCAGUACAUCUGAGCAACAGGACGAGCUACAGGAAGAGUCAGAAAUGUCAGAGAAAAAGUCGUGCUCUUCCUCUCCCACCCAAAGUGAGAUCUCUACAUCGCUGCCUCCAGACAGACAACGGAGAAAAAGAGAGCUUCGCACUUUUUCAUUUUCUGAUGAUGAGAAUAAACCUCCUUCACCAAAGGAAAUCAGGAUUGAAGUCGCUGAGAGGCUCCAUCUGGACAGUAACCCCCUCAAGUGGAGUGUGGCGGACGUUGUCCGGUUCAUCAGAUCCACCGACUGUGCUCCGUUAGCGAGGAUAUUUCUAGACCAGGAAAUUGACGGGCAGGCCCUGUUGCUCCUUACCCUUCCCACUGUUCAGGAGUGCAUGGACUUAAAAUUGGGCCCUGCCAUCAAACUCUGCCACCACAUAGAAAGGAUCAAGUUUGCUUUCUAUGAGCAGUUUGCCAACUGAGAAGGACAACCGAAGUGCGCUGUGUCUUCGAAGCACAAAUGCAGCAAAUCUUUCUCACUGCUCUACGCGCACGGAGCUGAGUCAGCCCUGGGGCUCCGGGCCCUGCCGGGGUCGGCUUGCUCUCUUUGCACUUUCAGGGAAGGAGGACCCACACUGAGGAAGCAAAAACUGCACAGAAGUGGCUCUCCUGCCAGUGGAAAUGUGGACAUCUCUUGGUCAGCAGAUUGCAGUUUUAAAAAAAAAGAAGAGUUGUGAAGAAAAGACUCACGUAAGAAGCAGCAGCAUUUCCAGUGGUGUGGCCUGAAAACGAAGAGUAAUGUAGGCUGCUGGAAAGCACCCUUAUGGUUGUUUUCUUUUUGUUCUGUUCUUCCCCACUGUAGAUUGAACUCUGUUCUCUGCUUUCUCUUUCUUGGAAAGAGAGGACAUAGCUUUAAGUCAGCACUGAUUUGGGACUGUGCCUAAGGCACAUCAGUGCUUCAUUGUCAUUGUGUUUUUAAGCUUUUUUAAAUUAAAACAGUUCAUUUCGGGGAUGAUGACGUGGCUCUAGGGUUUUGAAUGUACAGUCACACUUUGAUCCAUUUUAAAAUCUAUUCUUAGGAGUUCCUUUGUUUACUACCUCUGUUGAUGAUUGAGCUUACAGCCAUGUAUAAGGUUUUUUUGUAUGAUGCCGUUUUUAAGCUACAUGAACACUAAAACUAUGAUAGAAGCUGGAGAAAAAACAAAACAAAACACUGUUUGCUCUCUUAAAAAUACCAUGUGAGCACUUAUACCAGUUCCUGGCCUGAUCUGAGAACCCUGCUACAUGGUUUCCUGCCUGGACCCAGUGUGGGCUCCCUGUUAGGUGGUCUCUCAAAGAUUGUGGGUAUUUCUGUUGAGUUGAUCUCUCCCCAUCAGUCCUCAGAGGGACUUCAGUGGCUCUUAUUUUAUGUUUACUUUCCUCUAUAGCUGUCUGUUUCAUUUCGAGAGUCCUCACUUUGGGUGAAAAUCAGUAGGUAUUCCUUGGACCCACAGGAAAACCCAUUUCCCUUUCUUUCUCGGUGUCUCCAGGCAGAGAGUGUAGAAGCACAACAGAGAAAACAUUUGGGGGGGUGAUGCAGAGCAUGGAGUUUCUGUAACAGUGUGUCCUCAUGUCCUCAGUGGCCGCAUAAAGAUUGAGAGGUGGUUAAGGAUUCUGGAAACCUCUUUGCCUAGUCACAUUUACAUGUCCUCUUAGUGAAACCUUUAAAUUGAAUGUAAUCUACAGGCUGAGAAUUCCCACUCAACGGCUCAACAACUUGGUUUUCUUUUAGGUGUUUCUUUUGGCCCAGUUCAAGCUGACAUGAAACUACAGGGAAAUUUUCAUUUAGGAUUGCACUGCUAGCAACUAUAGAAUAAUAGCAUUUGCUGUGCUGUUCCAGCCGGGAGGAAUGAGGAAAGGAGCACACAUAGAUUGCUUCCUUUAAAUGGUUUGCAUUGCUGAGUGUUUUGGGGUUGUUUUUUUUUUUUUUAAUUAUCCUAGUCACCUCCAAAUUUAUAACUUAAUCACUCAUCUUCAGGAUUUUAAAAUGUUUUAAAACUACAAACUUGGUGAAUUCUAAACAUCUAUACAAAUAUAAUAUUACAAAUUUAAACUAUUGAUUUUUCCCUUUUCUUCAGAACCCUCUCCUGCUCCCAACAGUUUAUGGACCUUGGCAGACAUUCUGUAGUCUGCACCCUUUCUUCACUGGAUUAUUUAUGAACCACCUUAAUUCAAGCCCUCCAACCAAACCAUAUAUUAAAGCAUCAAUUCUUUGCUUAGGUAACCACCAGAUAGACCUGGAAAGAAGCUUCAUUUAAGUAAAAGUUAAUAUGUUUCAACUUACUCAGAGAUCCAGUUUUUAAAAAUGUCAUUCUAUGCCUAUGGAAGAGAAGCAUAUAUAAGAUGCUUGGGAACAAUUAGUGUUAAGUACAUGGUCUUGGGGCAGGGGGUGCGUAACUUACACAAUUAAAGUUCCUGAGACCUCAGCAGUUAAGGCACUGAGGCAAAGGGAGUUCCUUGAAGAAGAUCAAUGUUUCUUUUAUUUAGGGAAAUGAGAUUUACUUCCUAUGAAAGAGAAUUGACCAAGUGCAACAGUGAAUACGUUAAGUUGUCUCUCUUUCGCCUUCUCCAAAACCAUACAUAGGUAAAGGGGGCAGAGCCCCUGGAAAGGUGAAACUCACGGCCCUGAGUAGUCUUGGAUCUGGAUAUAGUCAGGGCUCGGCUGGCUCCUCUGUGUACCGUGAUUAUUCAAGCUCAGCUUUCUCUUAGAGAGAAGCCAACUCUAAGUUGGGUUUCCCUUAAUAGUUCUUGCAUUCUCAUGGUGAGAUACAGUUUCUCAGGCAACUGCAUUAAAUAAUUAUAUACCCCCACCCCCCACUCCCAGGUAUUAGAUAAGAGAAGGUAAUUGUUUGGGAAUUUGGCAUAGGGCUUUUUUUUUUUUUUAAGUAUACAAUUUAGGCUCUAUUUCCCUCAUAAAGCUGCUGGGGCUUGGCUGGACAACAGUGACAGUCUAAUUCCUCUGAUUCUGAAACAGAUUUUAAACCUGAUAAUAACUCACCAUGUUGGGGUAAAAUGUUUAUAUAUUACACAUGGAUACAUGAACUUUGUUUUUUAAAGGUUGAUACCCUCUUAAGAGAGAUACAUUGUGAGGGGCUGCAUUUGUCUGAAUUUCACCUUCAGCUGGCCCCACAGCCGCCUGAGGUCAGGAAGUUUUCCAUGAUCCAUUUUUUGAUCCUGAAUUGACAAACUUGGAAACAGGUGAAUGGACUAUAUAAGCCUCCUGGACCUUGAAGUUGACCGACCACUCUUAGCCUAUGUUAGUAUGUUAGGGAAACCUUUUAUUGUACAUGAAGAUUUGCUGUGACAUUUUGACUGUAUUUUGUGGGCUUCUGGAAACUAUGCUAUUUUCGUUUGUAAACUGCCCUCAUCCUUCUCAGUUGGAGAGUUGAGGUAUCUAACGCAGGGGAUGCAUUACUGGGGCUUUACCUAUAUCUGCCUUUCUUUGGCGAAGUAGGUGACUCCCAGCAUGUAUGUUGUAGAUGCAUGAGGUCAGGGAAGGAUACUUAGCAACCUCCGGAAGAGAUGGGCUUCUUGGUAAAUAUUUAUUGAAUUAUGAUAGAGGCAGACAUGGAAAACCAGCUCAGAGCUUGGCUUUUAUAUGCCUCUUCUCCUGGAAGUAAAAUUAUUCUCACUGUGAGAGAGAAGGCCUUGGACCAAAGCUUCCUGAGGACUUGAAUAUAUUUUACUCACUCUCUUUUAUUAAUUCCGUCACUAAUGUGGUAUCUGAAUACAGAUUAAAAGCUUUAGGAGGCCUCAGCUAUGGCAGGACUCAGAACCAUUCCCC